AUGGAGACAUCCGGCACAACUUUCCUACCCAUAUUUGGCCUUGGCUCAAUGGCACAGUCUGCGGGACUAGUAGAGAUUGCGGUCAGGCUGUGUUUGAACCAACGUAAACAAUUGUGUCCACAUGUUUGGGUGCCCAUCCUGAAACCUCUGCGACCUUGCAUCCGCUCUGCACUACCAAAACACGAGUCAUCUGUCAUCCUGAGCCAAGUCAGCUCAAGUUUCCUUGAGGAUUUGGAUUUUGAUGACGAUGACGUUGUGGCCCCAGUCAAGAACAAGCAUGUGGUUUUCGCUGACUCCAAGGGGCGCUCUCUGGCAGAUGUUCGAGUCUUUUCCGACGAAGAAGACCAUUCCGACCUGGAGCCCCUGCCGUCCCUCCAGGGUCUUGUCAGUACGACAGAAGCCGGUUACAGCUGCACGGUCAGCACCUGCUGCCCAGGAACACAGCUCACGCUUGGCUUUCCACAGCCCUCAGCUAAUUUCCAAGCCUUUCGUGCCAAGCUUGCUGAGAACAUGGUCAUCUUGGAGAACUGCACGGUCACUGAGCAAGCCCUCAGAGGCACCGUCCGAGUCCAAAACAUCAGCUUCCAAAAAGAUGUGUGUGUGCGUAUCACCUUUGACUCCUGGCAGAGUUACAGAGAUGAGCCUUGCACGCACCUGCAGCAACGCUUUGGAGGGCCACAAACCGACAUCUUUGAGUUUGACAUAGACAUUCCAAAAGUGCUUGAUGCAAAGAGGAAGAUUGAAUUCUGCUUAAGAUAUUCACCAGGUGGGCAGAGUAAUACUUUUUGGGACAACAACAAUGGGCAGAACUACGCAAUUGAUGUGUGUGUGAGCUCACAUCUUUGUCACAGAUAG
This is a messenger RNA of Nerophis lumbriciformis (worm pipefish), 855 nucleotides long. The record is from RefSeq and is a predicted model, not a curated record. NCBI's taxonomy places the organism in Eukaryota, Metazoa, Chordata, Actinopteri, Syngnathiformes, Syngnathidae.